This is a messenger RNA of Owenia fusiformis, 1346 nucleotides long. The record is from the annotation of a GenBank genome assembly. Lineage: Eukaryota; Metazoa; Annelida; Polychaeta; Sabellida; Oweniidae.
AUGCUAUAUAUUAUUGCAAGGCCUGUCUGGACUGUGGUAAUGUUAAAGCCUGAUAUGAACGUGACAAUGCUAUAUUAUAUUGCAAGGCCUGUCAUGACUGGAUCGGAAAGAAGGAAGUGCUUCUUACAUCAACAUCAACAAAAGUUCAAUCCUCAAACAUUUCACUAUAUCAAGUUGGCAAGCAUUCUUCACAGAAAAAAAUUAAUUCCUAAAAUAUCUGAACAUGAGAAGGCAGUUCCGAACAUCCAUUCUCGAAGUCUAGACCCUCAUACGAUGGCCUCAUGUGACAGUUCAGAGGAUGACCUAGAAGUAGCAUCUGUUUUGUCUAAAGGGAAGUAUGGUUUCUACAGAGGGUGUCAAUCACCUGGGAGAUCGCCCAGAAGUCUGAGCUCCAAUAAACACAGCUCCCCCAGGUGUUCAUCGACUAUUCUUACUAAUGUUCACCGUGGGAAUACAAGGACAGUGUCUCCUAAGUCAAAUGAAUUGCCUGUUCAGCAAAUAGCUGCCAGGGGUGACAUACAACUUCUUCAAUAUGAACUUGACAAAGUUGAAGGUAGUACAAUCAACCAGAUUGAUAGCAAUGGAUUCACUCCUCUCAUGUGGACAUGCAUGAAUGGACAUACUGCUGCAGUUUCAGUUCUCCUUGAACGUGGGGCAAAUAUCGAUAUAUCACCAGAUGUAACAUCACCCAGUGGCUUCCACCCACUGUUAAUUGCCUGUAGUGAAGGCCAUAGAAUGAUUGUGCAACAUCUGCUUGACUAUGGAGCAAGUGUUAAUGAAUGCGAACCUGAAAAUGAAACGAGUGGUCUCUUGUAUGCAGUAUAUGGUGGUCAUUCUGCAGUGGUAGACUUACUCCUUGAAAGAGGAGCUGAUGUAACACAUACCAACGAAGAUGGUCUCACUGCCUUGGACUUGGCCUAUCAGAUGCAUAAUACUCAAGUGCAGAAGGCCCUAGAGGGAUAUAUCCUAGAUGUACUGGAGAAUGGAUGAGGAUCCUAUGAAUACAAAGAUGAGUGGCUUGUUGUGAGACACUUAACUAAUGAACCAAGUCAUUAUAGGAACACACAUACCACCUACCCAAGUCAUAACUUAGACUAGCCUCUGAGGCUUAAGGCAUGCUAGGACAUGUAAAGACUGAAGCUGUCCUCUCAGAUCACUGUGCGAGGACGUGGUCAAGACUUAUGCUGCGCUCUCAGAUCACUGUGCUAGGAUGUGGUCAAGACUUAUGCUGCCCUCUCAGAUCACUGUGCUAGGACGUGGUCAAGACUUAUGCUGCGCUCUCAGAUCACUGUGCUAGGAUGUGGUCAAAACUUAUGCUGCCCUCUCAGAUCACUGUGCUAGGACGU